Molecule: messenger RNA, 1070 nt
Organism: Daldinia decipiens
Lineage: Eukaryota; Fungi; Ascomycota; Sordariomycetes; Xylariales; Hypoxylaceae
Exons: 4
Coding region: 343-927 (194 amino acids)
Source: RefSeq, a predicted model, not a curated record
CAAUUCUUUUCCUCUCUGAAUGUGCUAUUCGCUCAUUUAUUCCACGUAUCUUCCACGUAGCGUCAUAGGUAUGUACCUAUGUACCUAAAGGUUCAAUACUAUCCAAAAGUACUCAGGUACAUGACCGGUUGCAGUGAUCGGCCUGAAUGUUACGGAUACACAAAUACUCAGGUACUUGUUAGAAUCGAUAAGCCCGCUAAAUCUAGGUACCUACCUCAUAGGCUACCUAGGUACAUAGUAGUUACUCUCUCCGAUAAUAUCCACCUGCUAACUACAUAAAAUCUGCACGCGACAAAUAAUAAGUAAUAAGUUGACCACUGGACGUCAUUUAAGGCUACAGAAAUGGCAGACGAACAAGUGUCACUCACUUCCCUAAUCUUCAUAAUUGUCCUUGGCGGCCUCAUCAUUCGAUAUCUAUUCUUUUCGUCGCCAGCCCAACCCUCGCGACCACUCCGAGAUGCCCAGGCGGUAUCGCGCGCUAGAGAGGCCGCAGUAGAAAGGAUACAACAAAUCUUUGGACCAGAUCGAGUCGAUCGGAGGACUAUCUUGUGGGAUUUGCAUCGCAAUGGGGGGAACAUAGCGGCAACUACGGAACGGAUAUUAGCAGGACGCAUAGAGACCCCCCCUAUUACAUUCCAGCCACCACCUCCUCCGACUUCUCCCAACCCCUCGGCGACACAGACACAACCUUUCAAGGCGCCUCCAAAGCCUGCCGAGCCAGAUUUGAUUACUAGAUAUAAACUACAAGAUAAAGUUAGCACCAGCAGCGAGCCCGAAUCCUGCACAAAACCUAAGGCAUGGAGCUCCAACCGGAAUGAGCGACAGGCAUCCCUACAACGAAGGCGAGACGAGAUGAUUUUAGCGGCAAGAAGGAGGAUGGAAGCCAAAAUCGCAGCAGAGAAAUCUGCCGGAAACACCCAGCAAUAAAAUAAACAUUGGCCUACGGGGUUGGACUAGUAACCUAGGGUCUCGAUCGCCGUUUGGGGAGGCGGGCUGUAUAUCUCGAAUUCAACCCUCAAGUUGGGAAUGCUUUGUAUAUCAUAGUUGAAGUAUAUGUAAAGCAUACCUUG